ACAAUGAGCUCAACACAGAAGGACCAACAUGGAGCGAGAAGUCAGCGCUCUCAGGAGGCCGACAAACCUCAAAGAAGAAAAAGAGAGAAAAACCACAUCUGUGACGAGUGUGGGAAGGGUUUUACUGGGAAGGUUAAACUAAAACAGCAUCAGGUCAUCCACACUGGAGAGAAACCGUUCAGCUGUGACUUGUGUGGAAAGACUUUUUCCUGGAAGCUUUCCCUAAAAACACACCAACUCAUCCACAGUGGAGUUAAAGCAUACAGCUGUGAUCAGUGUGGCAAACGGUUUAUAAAGAACACACUCUUACAACGCCACAUGUUUACCCACACUGAGGAGAGACCUUAUAAAUGUGACCUGUGUGAGAAGACUUUUAAAACUCCACGCUACCUGAGACAACACCAAGAGUUCCACACCAGGAAGAAACUCUACAAGUGCAGUUACUGUGAGAAGCAGAGCGACACAGAUGGAUCCAGUUCUCAACCCUGUCAUCACUGUGGGAAAGAGUUUCGUUGUGACCUUUGUGGAAAAACUUUCAGCCAUAAAAGGAACCUAAAAACACAUCAGCGUAGACACACUGGAGACAAAAUGAAAUACUGCAAAGAAUGUGGGGGAAGUUUCACCACAUCAGUUGGAUUAAAACGCCAUGAACUUAUUCACAGUGGGGUUAAAAAGCACCUCUGUGAUCAGUGUGGGUCAUCCUUCACCACUGUAAGUCAUCUUAAAACACACAAAGGUGUCCACACGGGAGAGAAACCAUACAAGUGCAGACACUGUGACAAAAGCUUCUCACGCCCAGGUCAUCGUAACAAGCAUGAACGUACACACAUGGAAGGAAACUACAGCUGUGACCAGUGUGACAAGAGCUUCAGGAAUCUCAGUUCAUACUCCGUACACAAACGAUCCCACGUUACUAAUAAACUGUUUCACUGUUACCAAUGUACCAAAACAUUCACUAAAUUAUCUGCUCUGUGCAAACAUCAGCGUGAUCAUUCAGGGCUGAAAUCACUCCCAUCACAGUGAAUCUGAAGAGACAGAAAGAUCCUCUUCUGGUUUCAGGGUCUGUUGGAUUUAAGUCAACCCUGCUGGUCAAGGCAGAAAUCGUUACUGAAAGCAACCACACAGACACUGCACAUGGUGGUGACCUCUCAACUACACCUCCGGUCACUUCAUUUAGGGCAUGACCUUUUAAAGAACCAACAUGUACAAAAGCAGAAGUGAGAAGUCCUGCUUUCUUGUGUGCAACAAAAAAUUAUAGCGAAUAGACAGCUUCCUCCAUCUUAUGCAUUGCACAAAGCUGCAUUCUAAUAAGAAAAUAUUUUAAUCAGCACACAUACAACCAAUGGAAAUUUUCUGAAGCUGAAAAUAAAUCUUCUAAUCAUCUAGCUCUUUCUGCAAAAUGAAAACCAUAUUAGGACACAGAAACAAUAAAAGCAUGUGACUCUGCACAAAUGACAAUUUCAAAAGCAUCAACUCUAACAAGGUCAGACUCAAAACCCUUGAGAUCAGGCUCCACAGAGUUCAGAUAGAAUCUCCUGUAAAUAUUUGAUGAGGCAGCUAUGAAUGAAAAUGUUCUGUUACUUACAUUUUAAGUUUUUUAAGAACACUGUUCUGCUUCAGUGUUCGUGUUGAGUGGUUUGCUUUGUUCCAGCAGUUGGAUGAAGAAAUCUGUUUUCAUGUUAUCAAGUUUUUAUUUAAUGUAUUUUGAUCCAUGUGUUCUGCAGAUGUUAUUUUGUUCACAUUGUUUGUGUUAUGAAGUCUAGCAAAUAUAAAAUAAACAUUUAAAAUGUCAA
Oreochromis niloticus (Nile tilapia) is the source of this 1793-nucleotide messenger RNA. RefSeq names its product zinc finger protein 525. The coding region runs from base 4 to 1023 and encodes 339 amino acids. The transcript has 3 exons. NCBI's taxonomy places the organism in Eukaryota, Metazoa, Chordata, Actinopteri, Cichliformes, Cichlidae. The record is from RefSeq and is a predicted model, not a curated record. Gene Ontology annotation, biological process: regulation of transcription by RNA polymerase II. Gene Ontology annotation, molecular function: DNA-binding transcription factor activity, RNA polymerase II-specific; RNA polymerase II cis-regulatory region sequence-specific DNA binding.